AUAAAUUUUUAAAAAUCUUCGGGGAAUCGCAAGAAUUACGAAAUGAACUACCGUCACUGCAAGUCAGUACAUAUUUCCUUAACCUCACUUUUUUUGAGAUUUCUGGCUAAGGGUUAUCAAAUUUUGGAAACAUUCAUUUAAUAAAUAAAAUAUCCUUCGAAAUGUUCAAGAAAGUAUUUGGUGUCACCUCUACAAGUUAUUCUAUAAAUUUCACUAAGAUAUUGAAAUGCUCUUCCUACUCCAGAGAAUCUAUCGAAGUUCAUUCAACAACAAAAAAAUGUAUUGGGCAACCUACCCAUUAUACUCACCCUCAACUAUUGAAAGCUAAUGAAAUUACCCCUAUGAUAACAGUGAAAGAGUAUCAAAGUAGGAGAGCAAAAUUACUGGAAAACAUCAGUCAGUUCUGCAGCAGAAAGAAGCAAGUCCAAGACUUUAUGGUGAUAAUACCUUCUGCUUCAAAAAAGUAUAUGUCAGAUAAGAUUCCAUAUGUAUUUAGGCAGAAUACUGAAUUUUUGUAUCUAACAGGUUGUCAAGAACCUGAUAGUUGUCUCGUUUUGAUUAAAAGUGGAUAUGAUCAAUUUACAUCGGUACUCUUUGUACAAGGUAAAGAUGCGCAUUCUGAACUUUGGGAUGGUCCAAGGGUAUGUCCAUCCACAGUUAAUGAAUAUUUUGGAGUUGAUCAAGGUUUGCCUAUGAAGGAACUAGAGAAUUACCUACAAUUAAACUGUAAAACCAAGAAAGAUUUACAUUUAUGGUAUGAUCUUUUAUCACCUGUACAACUAAAUGUGCAUAAUGCUAUGCAAAAUAUGUUGAAACACAAUAAGAAUUUUCUGGAUUCACCUAAGGUAUUUAUUGAUCAAUUGAGAUUGAUAAAGAGCUCUGCAGAAAUCGAAUUGAUGAGAAAAUCAUGUCUAAUAGCUUCGGAAGCAAUCACCACUACAAUCGAAAAUUCAUUUCCAGGUAUAAAUGAGCAUGAAAUUAACGCAAAGGUAGAUUAUGAAUGUCGCAUGAGGGGGGCUCAAUACCUUGCUUACCCCCCAGUUGUGGCCGGCGGGAGCAGAGCAAAUAUUAUACAUUAUAUCACAAAUAAUCAGGUAGUUGGUGAAAAUGAAAUGGUUUUGAUGGAUGCAGGUUGCGAGUAUCAUGGUUACUCAAGUGACAUAACAAGAACAUGGCCAAUAGAAGGUAGAUUCACUAAAGAACAGGAAGAACUGUAUGAAGUGGUUCUACAAACGCAGAAAGAGGUCAUAGGAUUAUGCACGAAUUUACCUCCACUAGAUUCACUGUUUGAUUCAAUGUGCAAAAUUCUGGGUAAAAAAUUGCAGGAGUUGGGCCUUAUUCCAAAAUCCCUUUCCGGUACAUCACUUCUCAAGGCUUCCUACAGGUUUUGUCCCCAUCAUGUUUCUCAUUAUUUAGGAAUGGAUGUUCACGAUACACCGUCAAUUACGAGAAAUAUACCAACACGACCAGGGAUGAUAGUUACUGUUGAACCAGGGAUAUAUGUUCAGGAUAAUAAUGAAAUGGUUCCGAAAGAAUAUCGUGGAAUCGGUAUUCGAAUUGAGGACGAUAUUUUGAUAACUGCAAAUGGACCUGAAGUUCUGACAAGCUCGUGUCCCAAAGAAAUAACGGAUAUAUUGGAAAUUUCGUCGAAAAAAAAUUAGAUGGUGAAUGUAAUGCGUAUCCUGGUAAUUAAAAUCUGAAAAGUAA
Molecule: messenger RNA, 1707 nt
Organism: Coccinella septempunctata (seven-spotted ladybird)
Lineage: Eukaryota; Metazoa; Arthropoda; Insecta; Coleoptera; Coccinellidae
Product: xaa-Pro aminopeptidase 3
Exons: 8
Coding region: 162-1661 (499 amino acids)
Cellular component (GO): mitochondrion
Molecular function (GO): manganese ion binding; metalloaminopeptidase activity
Source: RefSeq, a predicted model, not a curated record